AAGUGUACUUUAAUUAAUCAUAAUGAUAGCUGGUAGAGUAUUACUAUCUACGCUUGUUAGAACAAGAUUAAUUUCCCAUGUAAAACCACAGUUACUAAACCAGAGACAACAUUUGACUGUAUUUUUAUUGAUGUGUAAAUUAUCCAAUUAUCAUGUUACAAAAAAUAUUGAACAUAUUUUGCAAAAUGAUCAAAUUAAAUCAGAUACAGUUGUACAGAAAUUUAAAGAUGGGGAAAACAAACCUUUGUUAAUUUUAUUUAGUUGGUUGUUAUCAAAGCGUAAACAUAUCAUGAAAUAUGUAAAUUUAUAUGUGGAACAAGGGUUUGAUAUUGUAGUAGUAUCAAUUACACCAUGGCAAUUAAUGUGGCCUACCAAAGGAUCUAGAUUAGUUGCUGCAGAUUUACUAGAAUUUCUAAUACAACAUCAAAAUUAUCAACAAAUACUAUUACAUGGAUUUUCAGUAGCUGGAUAUAUGUGGGGGGAAAUACUAGAUUUAAUACAGAGUGAUCAUAAAAAAUAUAAUAAUGUAAUUGACAGAAUUAUUGGUCAGGUAUGGGAUAGUUUGGCUGAUGUGACUGAAUUAUCAAUAGGUACAACACGUGCUAUAUUUCCAAAAAGUGAAAUGGUACAAAAUAUGUUUCAAAAAUAUUUAGAAUAUCAUAUGAAAGCAUUUUAUAAACAAUCUACCCAAUAUUACAUAAGAUCUAGUCAAUUGUUUCAUUCAAAUUUGGUACGUAGCCCAGCAUUAUUUCUUAUAAGUAAAUCAGACCCAGUGGGUACAGUAGCAAGUAAUCUAAGAGUGAAAAAUAAUUGGGAUGCUUUGGGCACAAAGACUUAUGUUAAAAUAUUUGAAAAAUCUCCACAUGUUGGACAUUAUCAGACAUACCCCAAAGAAUAUGUUGCAGAACUGAAUGCUUUUUUGAAUAAAUUACAUAUAAACCAAAAUGAAAAAAAAUAG
This is a messenger RNA of Eufriesea mexicana, 958 nucleotides long. RefSeq names its product transmembrane protein 53-like lethal (2) k09913. The record is from RefSeq and is a predicted model, not a curated record. Gene Ontology annotation, molecular function: serine hydrolase activity. The coding region runs from base 23 to 958 and encodes 311 amino acids. The transcript is spliced from 5 exons. NCBI's taxonomy places the organism in Eukaryota, Metazoa, Arthropoda, Insecta, Hymenoptera, Apidae.